Molecule: messenger RNA, 1578 nt
Organism: Laccaria bicolor S238N-H82
Lineage: Eukaryota; Fungi; Basidiomycota; Agaricomycetes; Agaricales; Hydnangiaceae
Exons: 6
Coding region: 1-1578 (525 amino acids)
Biological process (GO): L-tyrosine biosynthetic process
Molecular function (GO): prephenate dehydrogenase (NAD+) activity; prephenate dehydrogenase (NADP+) activity; NAD+ binding
Source: RefSeq, a predicted model, not a curated record
AUGGCAGACCCUAAGUUGCCGAUCAACGUCGACCCCCGCGUUUCGCCAGAUUCACCAGCAGAUCAGCAGCCCACAAUCGGGUUGAUAGGGAUGGGAGCGAUGGGGAAGAUGUAUGCUGAUAUACUUGAUGAAGCUGGGUGGAAAAAGAUUCACGUAUGUGAUUUACCAGAGAAAUACGACGCCUUACAGAGGCUUUAUUCUGAAAAACCAAACAUUAGCGUACUACAAGACGGACACGCCGUCGCUCGUUCUUCCGAUUUCAUAAUCUACUCCGUCGAAGCCGAGUUUAUAGACCGCGUCGUUGCCCAAUUCGGUCCUUCAACAAAAGUGCACGCGAUCGUAGCAGGCCAAACAUCCGUCAAAGCUCCAGAAAAAGCAGCGUUUGAAAAGUACCUCCCCAAAGACGUGCAUAUCGUGUCAUGUCACUCGUUACAUGGGCCGAGUGUUAGUCCGCAGGGACAGCCUUUGGUUUUAAUAAAACAUCGAGCAUCAGACGACGCGCUCCUCCUAGUCGAAACCAUCCUCUCCCCUCUCAAAUCGCGAUUUGUUUAUCUGUCAUACGACGAACACGACUUGGUAACGGCGAAUACACAAGCCGUAACGCAUGCCGCUUUUCUCAGCAUGGGAACAGCAUGGGCCUCCGCACGCUCCUACCCCUGGGAACAAGGCCUCUACGUCGGGGGCAUCGAAACCGCAAAGGUGAACCUCGCCCUGCGGAUAUACUCCAACGCAUGGCACGUCUACGCCGGCCUCGCCAUCCUCAACCCCAGCGCGCGGAUACAGAUCGACCAAUACGCGAGUAGCGCGACGGAGUUGUUUAAGUUGAUGAUAAGGGGUGGGGAGGAGGAAGGGAGGAAGGUGUUUAGGGAACGGGUGAUGUGGGCUAAGAGUGUUGUUUUUGGUGAUGGUGAUGGUAGUGGGGAUGGGAAGGGGAAGGAGAAGGAGAAGAAGAAAAGGGGGAGGAAACCGAUCCUUCUUUCUGCGGACGUGCUUGAUAGGUUUAGUCUCGCGAAAAUGCCUCCUUCCCCUCCUCCUUCUACCUCAAAUGGCAGCAACUCACCACUGUCACCUAACGGGCCUGUAUUAUCCCCGCCUAGCAGAUACAGACCCAACUCGCACCUGUCGUUAUUGGCGAUGGUAGAUUGUUGGGCGCAUCUAAGGAUAAACCCAUACCACCACCUCUCGGUGGCAGCUACGCCUAUAUUCAGGUUAUUCCUUGGCGUAGCUGAACAUUUGUUUCUUUCCCCCGCUUCCCCUUCCCCCUCCUCCCCGUCCCCAUCCCCUUCCUCCCCGUCCCCAUCAACACCCCAAAACCAAUCACCACUAAACCAAGCCAUCCACUCAUCCCUGCACGACACAUGGCACCGCGCAGACGACCUCGAGUUCGUCGUAGCAGCCCGCGGGUGGAGUCAGUGUGUUUCGUUUGGGAGUUUUGAGGUUUAUAAAAGGAGGUUUGAUGAGACUAGGGGUUUUUUUGAGGCGCGAUUUGAGGAGGCUGGACGGUUGGGUGGGGAGAUGAUUAAGGCGUUGAUGGAGAGUGAGGUUGAGAGGGAGGGGGAGCGGGAGGGGGAGGCGUGA